Lucilia cuprina (Australian sheep blowfly) is the source of this 894-nucleotide messenger RNA. RefSeq names its product mucin-2-like. The record is from RefSeq and is a predicted model, not a curated record. NCBI's taxonomy places the organism in Eukaryota, Metazoa, Arthropoda, Insecta, Diptera, Calliphoridae. The transcript is spliced from 4 exons. The coding region runs from base 1 to 882 and encodes 293 amino acids.
AUGAUUGGUAUUCUCUUGGCUAUUGUUAAAUUAGGAGUUACCUCUUUAGUGGGCACUUGUAAUCAAUGUUUUGCUAGCAAUAAUAUUGCCUGUUUAGAUGAAACACAUUUUGCCACUUGUUUCCAAGGUUCACCCACUUCGACCAUAACAAAAUGCCCAAACAAUCGCUUUUGUACGGAUGAUGUUCUUAUAUGUCAUUCCACACCGGAGGGUUUUUCACCUAUUUGUCAUCAUGAUAACUGUAAUGAUUGUGAGGCUACUAAUGGAAUUUUUUCUUGUCUAGAUGAGACUACUUAUGGUUAUUGUUUUGGUGGUAAUACUCCGCUAAAGGGUACUUUACGUUCGUGUCCAAAGGGUUAUGUUUGUAAUUUUAAUUUUCGCGAAGUUUGUGUACCGAUGGAGACACAUGAGCAUCAGCCAUCUUGCGCACUUAAUACACCUUCAACAACUCCAACCACAACAAUUACAACAGAAAUCAGUACAAUACCCAUCGAGUCCACAACAGACACAACUACAAAUGAUCAGACAUCAACUACAACAGAAAUAACCACGGACUCAACAACGGAAAUAACCACAGAAUCUACAAACCUACCCACAACGCAGGAAACGGAAUCUACAACAGAAACAACAACUGAACUAAGCACAACAUCUACAAGCUCGAACCCGCCAACUACGAUAAAACCACGUGAUCCCAAUACAAUUUGUGGAGAGAUUGGAAAAACGGGUUAUUUUAAAUCGGACGAUCCGACAUGUCAAGAAUAUGUCUACUGUUAUCUUUUAUCGGGACAAUAUUUGGGUUGGGUUUACUAUUGUGAUGGUUACUUUAAUGCCGCUACGCAAAAGUGUCAAAAAACAAGACCUUUAGAUUGUAUUGCUUAUUAAAGUUGACUGAUU